AUGUCGCCGGUGAACUAUGCUGGCUUGGCCUUGUACUUCGUGGUGUUGGCCAUCUCAAUGAUAGCUUCAUACUGCAGCACCAAGUCAGGUGCACGCAGAGGAGCCUCGGGGCUCUUGAUCGCCGUCACGUGGUUUUAUAUCUUGCGCUUUACCAUCAACUAUCCAAAGACCUCGUGGUACCAAGAUGGCUUGAAUUUAUUUGAUGUGGCAUAUGCCGAUGUGAUUUGGGGACAAGAAACUGGCAACUGGGGCUACACGCAGAUGCUUCUUUGUUGGGCCAUUGUGGGCACUGUUUGGACUAUCAAUGCCCCCCUCUAUUACCAGCUCUUCGGCUUGUUUGGUGCAAUGUCUGGGAGCUAUUGCCUGAUUUUGCCUGAACAUCGACGAGAACGCGAAGAAGAUCGUGACACCGUGCACAUCUCGCUGCUGGUGGCAUGUUUGAUGGCUUUCUUGUGUGUAUGGAUGUUGCCAAUGAGCAAGACAUACCGGGAGUUGAGCUGGUGGCUUUGGGGAUUGCAUGUUUGCCUGAUCGUUCCCAAAGUUCUCGGCCUUGGCCGCCUUGGCCCUCGAGUCCACAAGGGCAUUGUCUAUUUGGCUGAUGAGGUCCUUUGCGUCGGCUGUGGCCAGGGGCAGGAGCUUCAAUUCUUCCGAGAACGCUUCCACCCCACGCGCCUCCAGGGCUUGGAUGCUCAUGGUACGCGACCCGAAGCUCCGGAAGAGAUCCGAGUGGGUCGAGUGGAAGAGAUGGCCCAUGGAGUGAACCACAUCCGUUGUGGGGAAUUCUCCAAGAUCCUGGCAGUGGACUGCGUCUACCACUUCCAGAAGGCCAGAUUUCUCAGAGACUCCGCCAAGCUGGCCAGAGAGAGUUUGUCCAUGACAGACGUGGUGCUGCGCCCUGAUGCACCCUGGUGGAUCCGGCUGUUGCUUUGUGCAAUGAACAUUCAAUGGUCCAACCACUGGACUGAGCCGCAGUAUCGCAAGGCCUUGGAAGAGGCUGGCUUCUCAAAGAUCUCUUGGAAAUCACUGGAACCUCAUGUGCUAUCACAGCUGCCUGGUCUCAGUUCUUUAGCUCCUUACUUGGACUAUGUCUUAAUCCACGCGGAGGUGAAGAAACACCCCAGGCCACUGGCUGCAGUGAUUGGCUCAGGGAUGAGUGGUUUAAUUGCGGCCCAUCUCUUGGAAGCGACCCAUGACGUGGUCAUCUUCGAGGCGGGCCCCAAGUGUGGCCUUGUGGGGCUACAGGAGGAUCUUGGAGGUGUGGCAGUUGAUGUUCCUUUGAGAUUCAUGAUGCCUCACUAUUAUCAAGAGCUCCUACAAGUGAUCCGCCAGCUGAAGAUCCCCACGAAAGCAGUGCCUUACAACGCGGCCUAUCAGUGUGGUGAUGAGAUGUUGAUGUUCACCGUCUUCUUCCGCCCCGAGCUGCCCAAUGAGACCUUCUUGGAAUACAUGAAGCGCCACAAGCUCCAUGAUCAUGAGGCCUACCGGAUCUAUAGCUUGCACUUGAGCUGGAUGCUGUCUUGUACAUAUGAGCAAGCCAAUGGCACACCUGCCGGUGUAAUCUUAGGCUUCAUUCGAGCCAGCAACCCCUUUGUGCGAAUGUAUCAGUCCAGCGGGAACAUCCUGCGUGUCUAUCCGACCAUGAGGGCCUUGCAGGAUCGACUGCUGGAGGGGAAGGUGCUCAAGGUCAACUCUCCUGUGGCUCCUUUCAAUGGCAGCAGAGAGAUCGAUGGCACCAUGUACGAUGCUGUCAUUGUUGCCACCGAUGCACCCGCCGCGGGAUAUUUGUUGGGAGGUGAGUGGCAGGCCAUGCUGUCCAAGAUUCAUUACCAGAAGGGUCGGAUCAUUGUGCACAAGGACCCUGCCUUGAUGCCGCCCAAAAAGGAAGACUGGCGGACCUUCAAUGUGAGAGAAGAUGGGCCAGAUAGCACUUGCCAAAUUACCGUUUGGCUGAACAAAUUUUGGGGAAGAGAUGACCUCAGUGAGAAUCUCUUUGAGACUUGGAAUCCCGCACAAGAGUGCUCGCCAGAUCUCAAAGUGAAAGAUGUUCAGCUGUCCAGAGCAACCUAUACCACUGCCAUGCAUGAGUUGUGGUCCUGGAUUCAAGAAAAGCAGGGCCAAGAUGGGUUCUACGUGGCUGGCGCGUACACCUUGGAGGGAAUGAGCCUGUCGCUCAGCUGCUGA
Molecule: messenger RNA, 2181 nt
Organism: Durusdinium trenchii
Lineage: Eukaryota; Dinophyceae; Suessiales; Symbiodiniaceae
Source: the annotation of a GenBank genome assembly